AUGUUUGGGGAGCUCUCUGCAGAUGCGGCGCACCUCCUGGAGUGCGAAGAUGAGUCCUGCGGCAUGUGUCUCUGGCUGCGCAAUCGGAGCGAGUGGGAACGCCGCACAUGUAUCCUGGAAAGUUCCGUGAGCUAUCUGAAGACAGGUCUCAAUGAUGCAGGCGACUGGGAGUUGUACUGCUGGGUAUGUCGCCAGGCUGACCCACAGGUCAAACCUUUCGGUGUGGUGCACGUCAACAAUCUGGUACGGCAUAGCUCUUGCAAAAAACAUCAAAACGCUCUUUAUGAGAUGGGAUUGACUUCGGAAAACAUCGACAUCGCAGCCCCCCCUGCCUCCCAGUUUCUGCUUGGUCAAACCAGGAAACCAGGACACGCUUUGACACAUGGGGUGGAAGGCGUGGGGGGCCGCAGGAAGAUCAGCUCGAUGCUAGGAUGCAUGGCGACUGCUAUCGUGCGCCAGGAGCAAAAUUUCCUGCGAACCGCAAUCAGCAUCUCGCUUCAUGGAGAUGUCCGGAAGCUUCGUUGCAUGUUCCGGUACAGAGCCACGAACCAUGACAUGCAGACACGCUCCGGACUCUUGGUUUACACUCCCAUGCGUUCGCACUCGGCAGCGGACACCCUCGCUGCCUUUACAGAGGGCCUGAAUGACUUCUGCACCACAUCCGAGGGCGUGGAUGAGCCGCUAUUGCUACACAUACUGUCAAGCGUGGAGAUUUUAGAUGCCGAUGGUGCAUCCGAUGCACAACUUGCUCUGGAAUUGCUUCGCGACUCUGGUAUGUUCCCGCAUGUGAAAUGCAAGCUGAGGGACCCGACCCACGCCGCCAGGCGAGUCAUCUCCCGUCCUUGGGCAGUCAUUGAGGAAAUCAAGGAAGCCUUCUCAUUGGUCGUUUCGAAUUCAGACAGUUUGACCAACGUCAUACAGAACUCGGAUGUCCUGGGUCAGGUCUUCGGUGAAUUCGUUCAGAAAGCCGAGGGCUGCCCAUUGCUGGGCACCAGGGUGCGAAACCUAUCACGGCGAGGACACAGAUUCGACUCCUACCAGAAACCGUUGACUAGAUUUGUCAUGUGCAUCUCCGCAUUUUUCGAAACAGCUGUCUGGAUUACAGCAAACAGGAAGUUGAACCAUCGUGAGCAUGAAAUUGCGGCUGACUUCCUGGAGUGGGUCAACCCCUCCCGCUUGGUGCUCCUGGGAAUGUGCGCGGACGCAGCAGACGAAAGCCUGCUUCUGGUGCGACAUUUUGAUCGAGAGACUCACGAUGUAGCCGAGCUGCAGUCAGCGACAUCGCAGUACCUGAGCCGCCUACGCUACUUGUUUGUCACCGGCGCAGUUGUCCGAACUGCCGGCUUCACCGAGCUUGUACUGCAGUGGCUGCGGUCUCCGCACGGGUUCAUGGUCCGCGGGCGUCCUAAGUGCAUUGGCGGUGAGCAUGCAGUGGACGAUGCAUUGAUCGACUCGUGCCUGCGCCCGUCCGAGUAUCCGAGUUAUGCUCUGCUCUCCGCGUUCCAAGUGUUCUCUCUCUCGAGAGAUGGGGCGAGUCAGGCUGCAGACGAGGAGACUGGCGAGGAGGCGUGCUUGACGCGUCUUGCGCAGUCCUUGCACUUGGAUGCUGAGCGACUUAUCAGUCAGUUCCUGGACCACAAGGCCAUUGCGCUGCACGAGGCUCAUGCAAAGAAGCUGUCAAGCUUGGAUGCGUGGGUUUCUGCAGUCCAGAGAACCAGCGCGACCCAGCGUGCAGUUCGGGUUCGCCACCCCUCAGAAUGCUUGCGAAGUCUGCUCAUCCGUUAUUCCUGUUGGACAGGCACCACCACGAGCGGAGUAGAUCAGCUGUUCAGCAAAGCGAGCCAAUUCUUGACGCCGUCGCGGAAUCACAUGUCGCCUGCGAAUGAGUUCGCCGAAGUCAAGGUCAUGAGCGACUUUCAGCAUACUGACAAAGAUGCUGUCUGCGAUGCAGCCCGGCAUGUCUGGGCUGAAUGGCACUUCCUGCAAACUCGACGUGAAGCCGUGGCAGCAGACUCCGAGCAAGUCUCCGUUGAGCAAGUGGCACAAGAGGCGGAGGAGCUCGUGGCAGAGGACAUCGUGGGGAAACAGGCUGUAGUGUCUGAGAUUGAGUUUCAGCAGAGCAAACAGUUCAAAAACCGGCUCCUAGCUUUCAUGGACAACGCACUCCUGGAGAGCGAGAUCUCGGUGGAUCUCCUUCAGAUGGCGCAGGCGUACAAGGAUCACAUGGACAAGCUGUCGAGAGACCAGGCGAGGAAUGAGAAGCGGAAGUUUAGCUUGAUGUCACGCGGGUUACCCGACCUCCAAGGUCAGCCGAUGUGGUUAGAGGAUGCUGACUGGCAGCGUUUCCCGAGUGUGGCCGACAAGCGUCUUGUGGGAGACUGCAUGCACGCUCGGGUCUUCGUGCUAAAAAACCCUGCACACCCUGGAGAGCAGAAUGCUUGGCUUCUGGCUCUCAUGGGCGGUCAUUCGGUAGAUUUGCAGUUUGUAAAAACUGGAGGGGCCAAAGGAGUGUGUUUUGCAUACGACCCAGCUAUCGCCGUGCAGCGGAAGCUGUACAUUAGUGAAGACUUUCGCGCGCAGAAUCCGGAAGUCACUCUUUGGGUCACUUUGUCUGUCCAGUCCCUGCAUUCGAAGUGGAGGCUCUUGCAGUCAUGGGACGAUUUCCUCAGUCGUCGCCAUCAGGGGAUGAAGUGCAUUGCGCUCACAACACCAGAGUCGGUCGCACUUCUCGGAGAGAAUGCACGGAACGUGUUCUCGCUGGAGACAUUUUUCGCGUUCAUCUCCCAAAGGGUGGUGACGGCGUCGCGAAACUUUUGUAAACAGUGA
This is a messenger RNA of Symbiodinium sp. CCMP2592, 2826 nucleotides long. Lineage: Eukaryota; Dinophyceae; Suessiales; Symbiodiniaceae. The record is from the annotation of a GenBank genome assembly.